Molecule: messenger RNA, 1394 nt
Organism: Scatophagus argus
Lineage: Eukaryota; Metazoa; Chordata; Actinopteri; Scatophagidae
Product: ADP-ribosylation factor 4
Exons: 6
Coding region: 196-738 (180 amino acids)
Biological process (GO): intracellular protein transport; vesicle-mediated transport
Cellular component (GO): cytoplasm; plasma membrane
Molecular function (GO): GTPase activity; GTP binding
Source: RefSeq, a predicted model, not a curated record
ACGUCAAUUAUUCCGCGUUGGCCUGGACGUGGCACCGAGGAGGAGCUGCGCCCACUUCGCCGAUCUCCGGUCCUUCUCUACUGUUUUUCCUGUCUUUUGGCCGGGACCAGCAGCUUCGCCCGCACUGACCGGCUGACAUCUUCCUCCGUCAAGUUUCAACCAUCCCAGCGCUGAACAGGGACAUUUUAAUUUAAAAUGGGUUUGACGAUCUCGUCUCUGUUCUCCAGGUUCUUCGGGAAGAAGCAGAUGAGGAUACUGAUGGUCGGUUUGGACGCAGCUGGAAAAACAACGAUCCUGUACAAACUGAAGCUCGGAGAGAUCGUCACCACCAUCCCAACUAUCGGUUUUAACGUGGAAACGGUCGAGUACAAGAACAUCUGUUUCACAGUCUGGGAUGUUGGUGGACAGGACAAGAUCAGACCUCUGUGGAGACACUACUUCCAGAAUACACAGGGUCUCAUCUUUGUAGUGGACAGUAAUGACAGAGAGAGAGUAGCAGAAUCUGCUGAGGAGCUCUCCAAGAUGAUCCAGGAGGAUGAGCUGAAGGAGGCAGUUAUUCUGGUGUUUGCUAACAAACAGGAUCUUCCUAACGCCAUGGGAGUCAGCGAACUCACCGAUAAACUGGGUCUGCACAGCCUCCGCAGCAGAACUUGGCACGUCCAGGCCACCUGUGCAACUCAGGGUACUGGUCUGUACGAGGGUCUGGACUGGCUGUCCACUGAGCUGUCAAAACGUUAGAUCACUGGACAGGAAACAAGAAGCUGCUGAUUCCAUCAACUGAAUUCACCGUGUACAAACCGAUGAAGAGGAGGAGCAAUUCAAAGAACUGUUUUUUUGUUUUUUUUAAAUUAUAAAUGUGUCUGUCUGUAGGAGGAAGUGAUGUCAUGGACUCUGAGCUCACUUUGAUUUCCCAUCAGCCACUUCUGUUCUUCCUGCAGAUAUUUGUUAGAUCUGUUUGUUUAUUUUUUAAUCCGCAUGUUUUAAUUCAGAAUCACGUGACAGGAAGUUAUGGAGGAGGAGGGUGGCGCUCGACAGGUGACCGUGUACCUGUGGGCAGGGGGCGGGGUUUAGUUUAUGAUGACAGCUGACAGUGUACCUGUGGGCAGGGGGCGGGGUUUAGUUUAUGAUGACAGCUGACAGUGUACCUGUGGGCAGGGGGCGGGGUUUAGUUUAUGAUGACAGCUGACAGUGUACCUGUGGGCAGGGGGCGGGGUUUAGUUUAUGAUGACAGCUGACAGUGUACCUGUGGGCAGGGGGCGGGGUUUAGUUUAUGAUGACAGCUGACAGUGUACCUGGUCGUGUGAUGACUCGUUCCACAGAGCCGAAGGCCUCGUCAUUCCUUUAAAUGUGAAGAAGUAGAGACGAUGAUGCAAUAAAGGGUUUUUUUCUUCUCA